GAAGAAGAAGAAGAAGAAGAAGAGAUGACGUAUCAACAAAGUGCCGGACGUUUUCAUUAUAUUCAAAAUGGCUUACCAGACACUACAGCAGGAGUAUUUGCAGAUUCCUGUUGUCACCAGGGCUUAUACCACCGCAUGCGUCCUCACAACUGCAGCAGUGCAACUUGAGCUCAUCACACCAUUUCAGCUUUACUUCAAUCCAGAUUUGAUUCUAAGGAAUUACCAAGUAUGGCGAAUAAUAACCAACUUCCUGUUUUUUGGUCCAGUUGGCUUCAAUUUCCUGUUCAAUAUGAUCUUUCUUUACAGAUACUGCCGCAUGUUAGAGGAGGGCUCUUUCAGGGGAAGAACAGCUGACUUCGUCUUCAUGUUCCUCUUUGGCGGUUUUCUGAUGACUAUAUUUGGCACUUUUGUAAGUCUUGUGUUCCUAGGCCAAGCUUUCACCAUCAUGCUAGUAUACAUUUGGAGUCGACGAAAUCCAAAUGUGCGCAUGAAUUUCUUUGGCCUGUUGAAUUUCCAGGCGCCAUUUCUCCCCUGGGUCCUAAUGGGAUUCUCACUUCUGCUCGGCAACUCCAUCAUCGUGGACCUUUUAGGUAUUGCUGUUGGUCAUGUCUAUUACUUCCUAGAGGAUGUUUUCCCGAACCAGCCAGGUGGUGGAAGGUGGCUCAAGACCCCAUCUAUCAUAAAGAUGUUGUUUCACACUCCAGAAGAAGAUGCAAACUACAACCCCCUACCUGAGGAACGCCCAGGAGGGUUUGCUUGGGGUGAAGGACAGCGCCUUGGAGGUUAAGUGUGGCCCCACAUCAUCCUUCGUUGUGAGGUCAAGUCCAAGAAUAUUCCCUCAGAGAAUAACUAACAUGCUUUUGACAUGUUAAUUUAUAUCUGGAGGAAGAAUGCCAAAACUGCUCUUGAUGCCAUAUCAUCACUGUAAGACUAUUACAGAGAACACAAGCUUCAUAUUGAACUUUGAGCAGUGAGUCUUAAGGCUCAGCUGAUUUUUGACUCCGAAUUUUUUUUAUGUCUUAUCAAAAUUAGUUAAGAUUGUAAGUGCAUUGUUUUUCAUUUCACCUUUUUAAAGAAUAAAAGAGUGUAACAAAUAA
Platichthys flesus (European flounder) is the source of this 1097-nucleotide messenger RNA. RefSeq names its product derlin 2 (gene derl2). NCBI's taxonomy places the organism in Eukaryota, Metazoa, Chordata, Actinopteri, Pleuronectiformes, Pleuronectidae. The transcript has 7 exons. The coding region runs from base 68 to 787 and encodes 239 amino acids. The record is from RefSeq and is a predicted model, not a curated record. Gene Ontology annotation, biological process: endoplasmic reticulum unfolded protein response. Gene Ontology annotation, molecular function: misfolded protein binding; ubiquitin-specific protease binding. Gene Ontology annotation, cellular component: Hrd1p ubiquitin ligase ERAD-L complex; endoplasmic reticulum membrane.